This is a messenger RNA of Vairimorpha ceranae, 2130 nucleotides long. Its product is annotated as dna replication licensing factor mcm4. Lineage: Eukaryota; Fungi; Microsporidia; Nosematidae. Gene Ontology annotation, molecular function: single-stranded DNA helicase activity; ATP binding; single-stranded DNA binding. Gene Ontology annotation, cellular component: nucleus; MCM complex. The record is from RefSeq and is a predicted model, not a curated record. Gene Ontology annotation, biological process: double-strand break repair via break-induced replication; DNA replication; mitotic DNA replication initiation. The transcript has a single exon. Bases 1 to 2130 code for a protein of 709 amino acids.
AUGACAUCAAAUUCUCAACAAUCUUCUGUCUUUUCUUUUCAUGAUGCUAGUAAUGACAAUACUCUUAAUCUUACACCAUCUCAUGAAGAUUUAUCUUCUACGGUCUAUUCUCCUAUUAUUGAAACAGAAAGAGUAAAACUUAUCUGGGGAACAUCUAUUAAUGUCCAAGAGACAUCAGAAAAGUUUAAAGAAUUUAUUCAAAAUAUUGAAAAUUAUCAACAUAUUUUUGAGAAUAUGAAUAUGACUAAAAAAUACAUCUUUACUCUUGAUUGUAGUUUAUUACCCGCUAAUCUUAGUAAUCAGAUUUUAUACUAUCCUUUAGAAACAUUACCUAUUCUUGAGAAUGGCCUACAAGAAGUAUUUCUAGAAUCGUAUCCUAAUACUACUAGUUUAAUUAAAAUUAGAUGUAUAAAUAUUGGAAAGGAGGUUAAUAUAAGAAAUAUAGAUCCUAAAGAUAUCGAUAAGAUUAUUAAAGUAAAUGGUAUGGUACUUAGAACAUCUAGUGUAAUACCAGAAUUAUCUAAGGCAUCAUUUUCCUGUAUAAAAUGUAAAAACACUGUAGAGGUAGAAAGUAUUAAGGGAUUGAUUACACAGCCUGUUACAUGUAAAUGUAGUGGAAGGUUUACAUUUGAAUUAAAACAUAACAAAGGGAUUUAUGAUGAUAAGCAGAUUGUAAAAAUACAAGAAUUAUCUGAAAAUAUACCUGAUGGUACUACACCACUAACUUUAACUAUUAUAUCUAGAGAUGAUUUAGUUGACAGUCUUAUUCCUGGGGAUAAAGUUGAAAUUAUUGGGGUGUUAAGGGCAGUACCUGUACGAUUAAAUGCACAUUUAAAAAAGAUAAAGAGUACAUUUAGGACUUAUUUAGAAUUAAUGUCAUUUAGUGUUAAGAAUCAGAAAGAAAAGAAAAGAGACUAUUUAGAAGAGAUUGAUGAAUUAAGACGCGAUCCAGACUUGUAUACUAGACUUUAUAAGUCUAUAGCUCCAUCAGUUUGUGGAAUGGAUUCCGUUAAAAAAGCCCUUUUGUUACAACUCUUUGGUGGUGUAAAGAAAGAGUUGGGGAAUUCGAGACUAAGAGGAGAUAUUAAUAUUCUAUUAGCGGGGGAUCCUGGUAUCUCUAAAUCUCAAUUAUUAAGUUUUAUGAAUAGAAUAUGUGAGCGAGGUAUGUACACCAGUGGAAAAGGUACAAGUGCGGUAGGUUUAACAGCCAGUGUUUCUAGAGAUCCGGAUUCAGGACAGUAUGUCUUAGAAUCGGGUGCUCUUGUUUUAUCUGACAAUGGUAUCUGCUGUAUUGACGAAUUUGAUAAAAUGAGUGAUAGCACCAGAAGUGUAUUACACGAAGUUAUGGAACAACAGACUGUGUCAGUAGCAAAAGCGGGUAUUAUUACUACUUUGAAUGCAAGAUGUAGUAUUUUAGCUUCUUGUAAUCCAAUAGAAAGUAAAUAUAAUCCAAAAAAAAGUAUAAUUGAUAAUAUUAAUUUGCCUCCUACUUUAUUAAGUAGAUUUGAUGUUGUAUGUCUUCUUAUUGAUAGAUUUGAUGAGUCAAGGGAUAAAGAAAUUGGUAAUCAUAUUAUUAAUAUGUAUACAGAUGAAGAAGAAGAUAUUAGAACUGUUGAUAUUAAUUUAUUAAAAGCUUAUAUUGGAGAGGCUAAAAGAAUUAUCCCUAAAUUGACAGAAGAUAGUAUUAAAGUGUUGAGUAAAGCAUAUUGCGAUUUAAGGCAAAUUGAUAACGGCAACACGAUUACUGCUACGACUAGACAACUAGAAAGUCUUAUAAGAUUAAGUGAAGCACACGCGAGAAUGCGUUUUUCUAGUGUAAUCAUGCCUUCUGAUGUUAAUGAAGCCUUAAGGAUUGUUAAGGAAUCUCUUCUAAUGUACGCUAUUGAUCCUGUUACUGGUAAAAUUGACAUGGAUAUGAUUAUUUCUGGUGUAUCUGCAUCUAAACAAAAAUUAUUAGAAGUCUUAAAGGAUAGUGUUAUAAAAAUACUUAAAAAGAAGAAGAUGGACAUUUUAGGAUUAAUUAAUGAAACAAAAAGUAAUGAAAAACUUAUGAUUGAAUGUCUUAAAGAUUUAGAAAAUGAAGAUUUAAUAUGUAAAAAUAGUAAUGGUGAAUAUGAAAGAAUAAAGUAA